This is a messenger RNA of Manis javanica (Malayan pangolin), 3047 nucleotides long. Lineage: Eukaryota; Metazoa; Chordata; Mammalia; Pholidota; Manidae. The record is from RefSeq and is a predicted model, not a curated record.
CAGCGCACGCCCCACCGGCCUCCCGCGGGCCCGCGGACUCGCCGGCGCGACCCUCAGCGGCCAGGCCGGCCGGCGCCCAGACUUGACGCCUGCACCCUCGGGUGCCGUGCCCUGGGCCAGGCUCGCCGCUGGAACUCACAAUUGGACAAUCGUUUCUUCUCGAAGAAGAGUUUUCCUUUUUAAUUUCCGCCCCCCCCCCCGCUUUUUUUGGUGUUUCUGUUGAAUUUUUUUUUCGAAGAAGAAGGGAAUUUUCGGGGACAGAAGGAAGAACCGCUCACCGGGGGAAUACACAGAGGGGACAAGGGACCGCCGGUGGGAGUCGGAGGCGUUGGGUCCAGGAUGGAUGUGGCAGACCCGCAGCAGCUGGGCAUGUUUACCGAGGGGGAGCUGAUGUCCGUGGGCAUGGACACAUUCAUCCAUCGCAUCGACUCCACCGAGGUCAUCUACCAGCCGCGCCGCAAGCGGGCCAAACUCAUUGGCAAGUACCUGAUGGGGGACCUGCUCGGGGAGGGGUCCUACGGUAAGGUGAAGGAGGUGCUGGACUCAGAGACGCUGUGCCGGCGAGCCGUCAAAAUCCUCAAGAAGAAGAAGUUGCGGAGGAUCCCCAACGGAGAGGCCAACGUGAAGAAGGAGAUCCAACUCCUGAGGCGGCUGCGGCACAAAAACGUCAUCCAGCUGGUGGAUGUGCUGUACAACGAGGAGAAGCAGAAAAUGUAUAUGGUGAUGGAGUACUGUGUGUGUGGCAUGCAGGAGAUGCUCGACAGCGUGCCCGAGAAGCGGUUCCCUGUGUCCCAGGCUCACGGGUACUUCUGCCAGCUGGUAGACGGCCUCGAGUACCUGCACAGCCAGGGCAUCGUUCACAAGGACAUCAAACCGGGCAACCUGCUCCUCACCACUGGUGGCACGCUCAAGAUUUCCGACCUUGGCGUGGCUGAGGCCCUGCACCCAUUUGCCGAGGAUGACACGUGCCGCACAAGCCAGGGCUCCCCGGCGUUCCAGCCGCCCGAGAUUGCCAAUGGCCUGGACACCUUCUCUGGCUUCAAGGUGGACAUCUGGUCGGCCGGGGUCACACUCUACAACAUCACGACAGGGCUGUACCCGUUCGAGGGCGACAACAUCUACAAGUUGUUUGAGAACAUCGGGAAGGGGGACUACACGAUCCCGGGCGACUGUGGGCCCCCACUCUCAGACCUGCUGAAAGCGUGUGCCCGGGCUGAUCCGCUGGUCUCCCUGCCAGGGAUGCUGGAGUGCGAGCCGGCCAGGCGGUUCUCCAUCCAGCAGAUUCGGCAGCACAGCUGGUUCCGAAAGAAGCACCCGCCGACAGAUGAGCUGGUGCCCAUCCCGCCGAGUGCCGACUGCAAGGACCGGUGGCGUGGCAUGACAGUGGUGCCCUACCUGGAGGACCUGCAUGGCUGUGCUGAUGACGGAGACGAGGACAUUUUUGACAUUGAGGAUGACAUCAUCUACACUCAGGACUUCACGGUGCCCGGUGGCGAGGAGGCAGCCGGGGCAGGGCUUAGAGAGGAGAAUGGCACGCGGGAACGUUCUGGAGAGGAAGCUGAGGCCCUAGUGUAGUGCCGCCCUGCUGCCCCUGCCCAGCACCCAGUGGCCAGGCCUCAGCACCAGCUCAGGAGCUGCUGGGCAGCAGGGCCGCCCUUGUAUGCCAGCACUGUCUGUGACAAAACCAGCAGCCGAUGGCCCCAGGAAGGGGAAGCACCCUCAGCGGGCAGACCUUUAUGAGGACCUGCGCAGCUCCUGAGCUAGAGCUUUGGGCCCAGAAUGGUCCCUGGGGGAGGCAGAGCCCAAGCGCCCGACUCUCCUGGGGGGCCUGCUCAGAGACCCGGCCUCCACUAGCCAGCCUGAAGCUGGUGCCACCAGGCCGUGGGGCCCAGAGCCCUGAGCUGUGGCGUCUGCACUGUGUCCCCGGCCCUGAGUCCAAGGCCUAGAGCCUCCGCCCCCUGCGCAGAGUGGGGACGGGGCAUCUGGUCUCAGCGGCACUGAGGCCCUGUAACAGAUGCCUGGGCAUGACCCGCAGAGGCAGCCUGCUGUCCUGGUAAGGGACAGGCCAGGGCCCUGCCAGGCCCACAGCGCCCUGCCACUUGUAGGCAGGGACCUGGGCUGGCUCGCAGGCACUGCAGGCCUGUGUGAGGCCAAGGGCUGCCCUUCCUGGGAGGGGUGGCUCUCCAGCCUGGUAGCGUCUCCCGCACCAGAAGUGGCACAGUCCUGCCCUGAGACCGGCAACUACUUCUCUCUGACCUGCCUGAGGAUCAGGGGCAGCUGUGCUGGGCAGAGACCCCUCCCACUGUGGUCCUGAUUUGGGUCCCGGUUAGUUCCCAGCUGCUGGCCCUUGAUCUUCCUGGGUGGCCACACACCUGAGAGCUGGGCACUGGGUUUGGGGCUGGUAGAGGGUGAUUGGUGGUCAAUGACCCACGUGUCUUGAGGGCCAGCUAGUAGGGUGUGUUCAGGGCCUGCUGAUUGCCCUGCCAAGCUGGGCUGGUGUCUGGGCCGGGGCACCUGUGCAGAGCCGCCACCCCUGGUGCACCAGUGGCUGCUCCCCCGUGUGGGCAGGGUGCCUAACCCCAUGAGCUCUUCAGCACGAGCCUGUGGGCAGUGAGGAGGUCUGACCUAAGACGCUGUCUGUGCACACACCAGUGGCUCUCAGCAAUUUCCAGAAGCUGCUGAGUCAGACACUGGACACCCUUGGCCGAGAGGGCAGUUUCCUGCUGAUGUCUGCGGGAGGGAGGGCUCUGCUGGGUCCCUGGCAUGCCGUCCUCUCCCUUGCUUGGGGAGGGCAGGAACAUGGCCGGCUGUUGUGGGAGAGACACUGGCUCAUGUGCCCAGCCGAGCCCAGCCCCUAUGGGCCCUGCGGGGCGCAGGUGAGUGGUUGAGCUCAGGGCCUGCACCCCAGACCCCAGGUCCCUCCCUGGGUGCUGGGUGGAGGGUAAGCCUGCCAGAAGGACCCGGUGGCACAGGAAGCAUGGCCUGGAAGCAGGGCAGCUUGGGGUUUCUGGUCCUGACCCUCAAUCAGUCCACGCUUGCCCUUCCCC